AUGAAGCAGCAAUGGGAAGAAAAUGGUCGGAAUUUUGCAGAUACAGCAGCGAAGAAGACAUGGGGAAAAACGAAAAAGAAACUAUUGUACAAGAACUAGUAGAGUUCGUUGAAGACAUCGUUGCCGCACCUGCUCUUUUCCUUUUGAUAGAAGUGGUUUCGCUUAUGUUCAUCACGAUGACCUUCUUCAUCACCUUGUUUAGAACUUGAACUUGCUUCACGACAAAACGAAAAACCUCGUCCUGACAUCAACAUACUAACUUACAAUAAUACAUUACUACCAACUACACCAGCAUCGGCGUUUUUUCCGCCAGAGGAACAAUCAAACCGGACGGAACGCGUGCAUCUAAAGCUGCCAUCGCCAUGGUCCGUAUCAUUCAGAAAGUCCGCACACAGAUCAAAUCCCUGAAAACACGUGACGAUCUGAUUGCCAACCUCGUUCACUGGCUGACUGAGCAGAACGAAAGUUCGGGUGAAAAAGUACGUGGUGAUGCCAGACACAACGAAUGGUGGGUCGACGUCGGCGUAGCAGAACACAUCGAGCCUCACGAGCGUGAGCGCAAUCAACGCACCCUACAGCGGUUGCAGGCACAAGAGGCGUCCAAACUGUCACUAGCAAAAGCAGAAACGGUCUUCCCAGGCGUCGGAUAUGUCAAGGACGCUCGUGACGCUCGCAUAGAACUGCAGGAUUACAAGGGGCAACGAACACCAUCAAUUAAGGCUCAAAGUAAUUGUAAUUCGUACGCACACUAUCUAAAAGUAUGACACACACACACACACACAGAUUAUUUGUUCACUCAGGUUCCUUCUACCUGCAUUUUGAGAAUAUGUCGGGAGUAGAUGUUGAAUCAUUCAGGAAGAUCUAACUCAAGGAGUGGGCGACGUGGACGACGCCCAGGUGGUCCAGAUGGAACUCCUGGAACUAAUUCUACAGCUAGUAGUCGUCCAAUAAGUGCAGGAGGGAGAGCUGGAAUGGGCGGUGGGUCUGGAGGACAAUACGGAGGAGACUAUGACGACGAGGAUGGUGGAGGAGGCGCCGCACUGGUGGGUACGUCAGGGAGGAGCAGCGAACUUGAGCAAGCAGCUGCUCUGCGAACGCGCAACAGCAUUGCGAAGAUGAUGGAAACCGGAGGCGCGAUGUCCUUGAGUGCCGGUCAACGGUCUAUUCUUGUCGCACAUCAGAGUCCCUACUACCGCAAACGAACUCGUAGUGCCCAAGCUCCUGCGACCACAUUGCAUAGAAUGCGGGCACAGACUUGGAAUGCCGCCACCUGUGACCAUAUAGGUUUCAUGAAGCAGAAUCACGAUGCUAGGAAUCUGUUGAAGGAGAAGGAGCAGUAUCCUGAAUGUGCCUUGGAGCCACCAAAGUUUGCUAUCAUGGAACCACAAAAGGCCUGCCGUGACCGCAACAUCACAGAUCGGCCGCUUACUGCCAGUUUCGUUCGUGCCGCUGCAAGGGAUGAUUUUGGGUACGGUAUUCGACCUAUGAUUGGUAUGCGCUCAGACUGUGCUGAGACCUUUGCUGGUAUGGAGACCGCUGUCUAUGAACCUUAUUCUUGUGAGGGCGACGGUUUUCUUGUGGGACCAGAAGACCUGAAGGCCAAAAUGCGAAAACGAUUAAAGGAUGACAGGAGGUUGAAGUUAAGGAGAAAAAACGCGAGUUCUACCCAGAGCAACAAACUAAAUGUAAAUGAUAGCUACCGGUCGUCGGCCUACUCAAGUACACGUCAUACAAAAGGACAUUCGGUGAUGUGCUUACACCUACCCUUCUUCCUUUUUAUUGAUUGCAGUCGCUGCAACAAGUAGUAGAAGUAGAAGUGUGUGCGUAGAAGUGGUCGCGUGUGCAUUCUUCCUAUGUAUUCCUCUAAUGCUUGCCCAAGACCGUGCUUUGAAAAGCUACCGCAAGGCUCUGAUGCGGAGGGCGAGAAAGCUCUACACUUUCGCUUCUGCGGUGCAUCAGGCAGAAAAAAAGGAACCGGAAGAAGGCAGUGCGCAACUCAAGAAGGCCUUCUCGAUGUCCGUAGGUUUCGGAAUCUUCAGCUCUUCGGACGAAGAAAACAGCGAUGAUGAACGCGCAGAGGAACGUCGGAAGCAGCGAAUCAGGGAGAUGCUAUCUUAAGGCUUGAGAAAAUCCAUCUUCACAGGCAUCUUUGUCCCGUUUUCAAGGGAAAAGGAGAUCCAAGAUGCUCACCGCGAUGGAUUUCUGCAAGGUCUAACUAUCGAUGGAGAACCUUGGGAAUUCACUAGCCGCUCGCAUGGUGAAGCAGAUUUGUGUGGAUUUUGAGCAGAGAUUGGAGAUGGCGAAGGCGAUCCAGAAGACCAAAGAGGAGGACCGUUUGGUUGAGGGCGGACGCAACAUUCGCGAUCUCGCAGCCGAAAUCAAGAAUGAGCAUGAACUAGGCGAGUUCCUUGGGGGACUUCCACAAUCAGCAGAUGUUCUCAAAAAGCCCCUCAAAGCGGGAAACAUCAUCAGCACGAGAGAAGCCAGGUACGCGAAAGCAUGUGAGGCCAACAAGAUCGUCCCCGUAGCGCCAGAAUUGGAUUACGAUGGACAUCCGUUUUUAGGCGAUAAGCGGUUGAUGGCGGCAGAAUUCGCAGAACAGGGUGGAGCCAAGGACUCCACUGCACCGCCACCAAAUGCAGCAGCUGGAACAUCAAGUCUAGCUAGUGCAGGAGGAGGGCCUGAGCCUCAAGCCUGCGCUUGGAGAACCUUGCGAAUAGGAGGCUCGUGUCACUGGCAGAGUGUCUACAACUUGUUGCGGAAUAGACCCUGGAGCAACUUGCGGACCCUAGAGAUCUGGGGAAAUCUGAAUGGAGAUCGUGCUUUUGGAGUCAUGGCUUUACAAGCAUUGUUCCAGAGUGGGAACAAGGAGUUGGUGAGCUACAAAAGCAAGCAUGGGGUCGACUUGCGGAAUUUACUGAGACACGCAGUGGAUACGACAAUUGAGGCGCCAAACACCAUGGCAGGACGCGGUGCGAGGAGUGGAUCGACUAAUUUUACUUUGGUUAUGGCUUCGUUUGGCUUUUACAGUACUCAGUGAGGGUAAAAAUCAGAAGGUACAUCUACAUUUAGCGUCUUCUACUAAAAUAGCAGCUCAUCUAAUGCCUACACUAGCCUCCGAGCUGAGAAUGUUGCCGAAUUUCCGAACGACCUUCCAAGGUUGAGCGGGGACGUGAAUAUGCCUAGGAGACCCGAUGGACCCUCGAUGAUUGAUAUACCGUCUAUUGCAGCCGAUGCAACCUCUCCUUUCCAACUGAAGAAAGCUCUGCCGCUUCUGAACGCCAAGAAGAAUAGCGAAUUUCGCUAUGAACGUGAAAACGUCUUGCGAAAUCGCGAGUUGAACGGCACGCAACAUGCUGUGGGAGUUCAUGGGACCAGGAAGGAAACUUUGCUUCACGACGUGGGACUAGGGAUCCGGAGGCGGCCAGUGACGAGUGGUGGUGAGGCGGGUUUGCGCGGUGUAAAGAUCGGCAAGUCAGACGUGAUACACAACAAAUUUCCAAGAUCAGGCCAAGAAUACCGUAGUUUUAAAGCAGUCACUGGAGAUUCCAAUGCGAAACAUGAGGCUUUGCAAGAGAUGGGCUUCAUCGAGAAGGACGUAACGACGCCAGUCAAAGACGAUGACAUCAGAGCAAGUGGAACUCCUGGACGUUUCAGUGGUCUUCCAAACAGCACCUCUAUAGGAGGCACUACAGGAGGUGGUGGUAGUGGAGCUUUUGCUAGUGCCGCUAGUGGUGGUCCUGGCGCAAGUUUGAGUCAGUUCAUGUACUAUAAUGAACCAAGCGCUGCAGGCGGUUCCGCCGGAACAACGACAAGUGGUUCUCGCAACAGGAACGUCUCUGCUGCAAGAGGAUCUCCCAUUUUGAAUAGUCCCAAACACGACGCGGCGGGAGGUGGGCCCAGGACUACCAACAACCUUUUGGACCGAAGAGGAGGAUCUUUACUGGUUCAUGGCAUUUCAGAGGCAUACAGAAAUAGUCCGGCGUACCUCAAGCGGAGCGGGCAGGCGAAACAAGCGUUGGUGAUAAGCUCUCUGGACGAUUUGGAAGAUGAGGAGCUAGAAGAGCAACAUGUGCGUCAACGAGAUUUGUUCUUGUCUGCAAAUAAUGGUAGGAUCAAAUCGAAGUUUUUGGCUGCCAUUCCAGUAGCCGGUGGCAACCCGGUUAGUGCGAAGGAGAACCUGCGUGAGCGAGAGGAGCAUCAUCGACGUGUCACAUUAUCGUCUCAGCGCUCGAGUCCGCGAGGCGCCAGCAGCAG
This is a messenger RNA of Amoebophrya sp. A25, 4257 nucleotides long. NCBI's taxonomy places the organism in Eukaryota, Dinophyceae, Syndiniales, Amoebophryaceae. The record is from the annotation of a GenBank genome assembly.